AUGGCUCCCGGCCUCCUCGUCGACGAACCACAGCAGCAGCAGCUUCAUCAACUAUCAAAGCGGAACGAUGACGCCCCGCGACACAUAUUCCCAGACGGCAUCCGCACCUCAGGCCAGCACGCUCCCCUCUAUGACAAGCUCAAGCCCUACUCCUCGUUUCCCAAGGAGAUCACCGGCCCCACCGUCUGGACAGCCGCCGAAUUCGCGGGCCGGCCGGAGCGGUGGGUGCACCCGUUCACAGACUCGGAAAUCUCGGAGCUGAGCCGCGCGGCCGACGCCUUCAUUGCGCGCGGCACGCCCCUGACGGGGAUCAGCAGGCACAAUUUCCCGCUGCCCACGCUCGGAAGAAUCCUCACCGACCUGCGCGACGACCUGCUCAACGGCAAGGGCUUUGUCCUGUUUAAACGCUUCCCUGCUGACGCGUGGGGACCCUUGAAGACGGCUGUCGCUUACAUGGGGCUGGGCACGUACCUGGGAUAUUUCCUCUCGCAGAAUGGGCGGGGUCAUGUGUUGGGCCAUGUCAAGGACGUGGGUGAUGACCCGACGCAGAUCCAUACCGUGCGCAUCUAUCGCACGGCGGCGAGGCAGUUUUUUCAUUCGGAUGAUGGGGAUUUGGUCGGGUUGUUGUGUGUUCACCGUGCUCAGGAGGGAGGGGAGAGUGAUAUUGUUAGUGUGCAUCAUGUGUGGAAUACCCUGCAAAGGGAGCAUCCGGAUGUCGCGGAAUUGUUGACACGGGCGGUGUGGUACUUUGACCGGAAGGGGGAGGUGUCGGAUGGCCAGGAGGAGUGGAUCCGUCAGCCGGUUGUGUACCUGGAGAAUGGAGGGAAGGGAAGGGUGUACUGCAAGUGGGAUCCGUACUAUGUGCGGUCGUUGACGAGGUUCUCGGAUGCCGGGCUCGUUCCGCCGUUGAGUGCCGAGCAGGAGCGCGCCAUGCAGAUCCUUGAGGAGACCUGCCAAAGGGAGGCGUUGCAUAUGGUUCUGGAGGUCGGGGAUAUUCAGUUCUUGAGCAAUGCCCAUCUCCUGCACGCCCGGACGGCUUAUAAAGACUUUGCCCCUCCCGCACCCCGACGACACCUCCUCCGGUUAUGGCUUGCUACCCCUGAGGACGAGGGCGGCUGGGCACUGCCCAUGCCGGACAGCCAUGAGAAGAAGCGCGGCGGCGUCCAAGUCAACGACACGCCGCCGAAGGCACCGCUUGAUGCUGAAUGA
Messenger RNA from Canariomyces notabilis, 1209 nucleotides. RefSeq names its product Clavaminate synthase-like protein. Gene Ontology annotation, molecular function: oxidoreductase activity. NCBI's taxonomy places the organism in Eukaryota, Fungi, Ascomycota, Sordariomycetes, Sordariales, Chaetomiaceae. The coding region runs from base 1 to 1209 and encodes 402 amino acids. The transcript has 2 exons. The record is from RefSeq and is a predicted model, not a curated record.